GCACAACAACCGAACGAACCACACACAGAGCGGAAGAAGAAGAUGAUGCCCAGAUGCUCUGUUCAAUCGACCGACGCUCAGCUUUUCCAGAGCUUAAAUGGCCUCCAACAGCUUGCCGAAACGCACCGUUUCAAGAGAUUGAUCUUUAGACGACGAUGAGGGGAAUGAACAGUUUGUAUGAUAAAACUAUGCCGUGUCACCAUUGGAGGAGGAGUGUUUUCUUACAUGCCUGGUUCUUGGAUCAGUUUGGAGUUCUCCAUGAUGGGAAGCAACCUUACCCUGGUGCAAUUUCAACAUUGAAGAAGCUAGCAAGCAGUGGUGCAAAGAUGGUUAUUAUAAGUAAUUCAUCAAGACGCUCGUCUACAACCAUGGAUAAAUUGAAAAGCCUCGGGUUCGAUCCUUCUCUUUUUGUAGGAGCCAUCACUAGCGGAGAACUGACACAUCAAAGCUUACAAAGGAGAGAUGAUGCUUGGUUCGCUGCACUGGGAAAAUCUUGUAUUCAUAUGACUUGGAGUGCUCGUGGUACCAUAUCUCUUGAGGGCCUGGGACUACAAGUUGUGGAGAAAGUUCAAGACGCCGAAUUUAUUUUGGCCCAUGGCUCUGAAGCCUUGGGGAGUCCUUCUGGUGAUGCGAUUCCAAUGAAACUUGAGGAACUUGAAAGUAUAUUGGAACAAUGUGCUGCUAAACACAUCCCUAUGGUGGUAGCAAAUCCAGAUUUUGUGACUGUUGAGGCUAGAGCUUUGCGUGUAAUGCCUGGGACUUUGGCUUCCAAGUAUGAAAAGCUUGGGGGUGAAGUGAAAUGUAUGGGCAAGCCUGAUAAGAUCAUCUACAAAUCAGCUAUGGACUUAGCUGGUGUAGAUCCUGCUGAAUCUAUCGCAGUUGGCGAUUCUCUUCACCACGACAUCAAGGGUGCAAAUGCAGCUGCAAUCCAAUCAGUUUUUGUCACCUGUGGGAUCCAUGGAAAUGAACUUGGACUCAAUAGCUUCGCGGACGUUGCAGAUUUAUCUUCUGUGCAAGCUCUUGCUUCCAAAUACGAUGCGUACCCGUCAUACGUGUUACCUUCAUUCACAUGGUAGAACUAGAAUCCCAUUGUAAACAUUGAUUAAUACUAGUUUCCUAUCACAUUUACAAAUUUUUUACAGAUGGAUCAUCUGUACUUGCGUUUAUCGAUGUUUGAGACCUUGAACCAUUUGAGUUUUUGACCUGUUUUGGAUGAGUGAAGAUCAAGGAUUUAGUUCAUGAACUGAUUUUUACAAGAAAGUAGCUAGUUAUUUGA
This is a messenger RNA of Malus domestica (apple), 1276 nucleotides long. RefSeq lists its product as uncharacterized. The record is from RefSeq and is a predicted model, not a curated record. Gene Ontology annotation, molecular function: phosphatase activity. NCBI's taxonomy places the organism in Eukaryota, Viridiplantae, Streptophyta, Magnoliopsida, Rosales, Rosaceae. Gene Ontology annotation, cellular component: chloroplast.